Molecule: messenger RNA, 177 nt
Organism: Phytophthora nicotianae INRA-310
Lineage: Eukaryota; Oomycota; Peronosporomycetes; Peronosporales; Peronosporaceae
Exons: 2
Coding region: 1-177 (58 amino acids)
Source: RefSeq, a predicted model, not a curated record
AUGGAUACUUCAUCGCGUCACGCCGUGAGUCCACCCAUAUCCGUCAUGAAGUUUCGUAAUGCUGGACGUCGUCUGGUGUCCAUCCAGGCGGACGUUAGUCACCUUUGUUGGAAGUGCACGGUGUGCACGGAUGUCGACGCCAUGGUAGUAUCUUGGGUUAAGGCUUGCGACUUGUAG